GCGUUGCCUGCCUCCCUGCCUGCUCACCCAGUCUCUCCACUGCUGCAUUAGCAGGAGAGAUGCAGACCGAUACCUAGUCUGUCUUUGCACACGUGUUGAACAGCGCAGCAUCGGCAGCUGUAGAGGCGCUCCAGAAGCGCUGCCUCUGCUACUACUGCUACUGUUCUGACUACUGCUGUUACCGGUGUGUGUAACCGCGUGUGCGUGUGCGCGGGGCUCUCUGUGUUCGUGAUAUACGGUCCCGUGUGCAGUGUGCGGGUAAAGAAACCGGCGUUAAAAAAACGAGAGCUUCGUGAUAGACAGAUGUGUGCUUCAUGACCGUGUCUGUCGUAGUUGUAGUAGUAGUACUACAGCCUAUACGGACGUACUACGUACGCGUCUCACUACCUGCUCAAGCUUGGAUCGGCGAGUCGUCAUCACCCGGUUCUCUUUCGUAGUAACGAACGUAGAGGAACUACGUGUGAUUCGCGGCCAAGCAACCAGGAUGCUGCGUAGAUGAGGUCGGCGCCCCCUGGUGACUGACACACACACUAGCAGCAUGAGUGUGCUACAGUGCUGCGUGCUGACGCUAGCUGUCGUGCUGUGCGCACUCACUGACCAGCUGCUGGGAGCUACGAUGGACAGCCUGCUGUACAAGCCACGGGUCGUCGAGCUGUCUCCGCGCUGCGUCACCGUCAGCUGGGACCCCCUCGCAUUCGUCGAAGCCCGCAACAGCACCUUGCUAGGUUACAGAGCAAAGUACCAGCUGAUCGAGAAAAACACGAAGCCUAAGCUGAGGGAGACGUCGUCGUCGCCGACGCGGGAUGAGGAUGAGGAGCGCGAGCGGGAUGCUGCCGACAUCAUCAGCCGGCCGAAGCGCGCCAAGAGCGAUGCUGGCGGUAACAACAACAAUGACGGCAAGCGGCGGAGGAACAAGAAGAAGAAGUCGAAGAAGAAAAAGAAUAAGAAUAAGAACAGGAACGAUGCGUCGGCGGCGGCGGCGGGAGGAAAGCGUCGGAGGGUGGGGUGGACGAUGGACGACGAGUGUAGCGGUGGAGCGGAGAUCAACAGCUGUCACGUCUGUAACCUCACCGCCGACCACAAGUACAAGUUUCGUGUGGAGGCUAACUACCAGACGGGCAUGCGUGUGCAGAGUGAGAGCUCAACUUCCCUCGUCGUUGGCCUGCCGCCUGAGCAGCCCUACAUCACGGCUAUCACGCCCGUCGACCACGAGACCCUGGAAAUCACGUGGCAGCUGAACGUCGGUCACCGCAUGCCUCCGCACGGCUUUACCAUCCACCACCGCGAGUACGGCUCCAGCGGCGACUACGUGACGACGCGGGUAGAGGGCGCUGACGGGCGGCGGCGCGAGCUCGACGGUCUCGCGCCGCUCACCGACUACGAGGUCUACGUGGCAGCGUACAGCGCGAACGGGGAGAGCAGUCCCAGCAACCCGCGCUACGGGCAGACUACCGUGGGGCUGCUGCCGGAAUCUGAUGAAGCCAUUGGCAGCAGCACGGAAGAGAGCACGCGUCUGCUCAUCAUCAUCCUCGGCACCGUGCUCGGCGGUCUCAUCCUCCUCCUCCUCAUCUUCAUCGUUCUGUGCGCAUGGAAGCAGCGCCAGCAACGACAGAUCAUCAUGGUGAUGGACGAGAAGAUACGGAGCAAGUACGCGGACACGUCGCUGCAAACGUACAUGGAGCGUGCCGUGAGCAAGACAAACGGACCCUUCCCCAACGGACAGCUACAGCAGGUAAGCAUGUCUGCCAAUAGGUGGCGCUCCGAUAACAUGACGCGCAUGAGAAUGCUCGAUCGAGAAUCUAAAUUUGGAUAAAUGAAUUGAGUAUAAACUCAAAAGCACUAAAAUAGCAGUAAAAUUUUCAGUGUUUAGAUAUGAAAUAGUAACGAUACACUAUUGUAUAUAAUGGUUGCAUAUAAUGAUUCUACCUAAUGAUCGUACUUUGUGAUUGUAUGUAGCUAUUAUGCAUAUAAUGACGGGCUGAGAUCUCGCUUCUUCCCCCCUGCAUCUAACGGUCAUACGGUGAAACCAUACGUAACAACUAUAUGUUGCAAUCAUACGUUACGAUCGUGCAUAAAGAUCAUACGUAUCAACCAUACGAACGUCGCUGUAUGUAGCAACUAUACGUCCAACAUCGUACAUAUCAGCCAUGCAUAACGACCACACAUAACAACCGUAUAAAACAGCUAUACUUAAUGAUUGUAUGUAACAACCAUACAUACAUAAUCAUACUUAACAGCCAUACAUACGUCACCAUGCAUAGAGAGCGUACGUAACAAGCAUACAUACGUCACCAUGCAUAGAGAGCGUACGUAACAAGCAUACAUACGUCACCAUGCAUAG
Molecule: messenger RNA, 2341 nt
Organism: Priapulus caudatus
Lineage: Eukaryota; Metazoa; Priapulida; Priapulimorpha; Priapulimorphida; Priapulidae
Exons: 8
Coding region: 539-1813 (424 amino acids)
Molecular function (GO): protein binding
Source: RefSeq, a predicted model, not a curated record